AGUGUGUCAUCACUAACACCAUCACUUAAUCAUUCGACGUCUUUACAUUUGUUGCAUAGCCUACAAAGUAUUUCACUGAGACUUUUAGUCCCGAAACAUUAAUCAACACAGAAGAUUCGUCUUUGAUUCUGCCUGAUAUAUUAAUCAUACCCAGCCAAAGAACCUUCUGCAUUCGAAGUGUUUUUGAUCGUUGUCAGAUUGGGGGAUCAAAACAAAUUCUACUUCGACCCACCAGUGCAGCCACCCUAAUAAUUGUUAUAUCUGCUAUCUAUUUUCUUCACAAGAUGUCAGGAGUACAAGAUAAGAUGGGUUCCUCUACAUUGAUACCCUAUCCUAACUUAGAUACAACCUCUAUGUUUUUGAUUGAAAACGAGCCGAGGAGGUAUGGCCAAUUAUGGACGUUUUGGGAGAGAGGACUACUUCUUCUAGUUAUAGACUGGUACCGCGGGGGAGAAUCUUCUGAACCAUAUCCUCCUGCACUCUGGAAGGCAGCCGAAGAUCGAAUUUCAGUUCAGAGUGUCUUCCAUGAAUGGGCAAUGUUUCUUAAUGAUAAGCCCAAUGGAUUGGAAACUUCAGGAAUUCUCGCUGGAAAUCAGGGAUAUACUGAAUCUCAAAUAUUCAGGUGCUGGCAAAGGCUCAAAGAAGAGCAAUCUCGAAAACAGGCCAUCGCUACGUUACUUCUAAAGAUUUUACCACUCGUGGGGACACUGGAAGCCGAGUUCAACGUCAAAAUAUGUUAUAUAAAGCAUGAUAAACUACCAGGAAAACAGGAUCAAAGCAACAGCGAACAUGUGAAUGAUGGAACCUGGGGACAAUACAAAGUCGACUUUUCAAGUGCACACUUGAAUGCGCCUUAUGCUUUGAGAAUCUGGCAAAGUUUAGUUGAGAAGAGGGAGGAGAGAGAGAGGCAAUAUGAUUUAGCCGUACGACAAACGAGACACGUUCUCGGACUUGGUUUACCAGUGGUCGAUUUGUGGGACCCAGACCUACAACAAGUAUUUGGAUCAAUGAGAAGGGACAUGUAAACGAACAAAACCCGUAUCGGCCAGCCCUUUGAGCUCUCCAAAGUAAAUUUCUUCUACCCGCCUACAAUCCAAGGCAGAAUCACACACUUGAUCUCGAGCUUAACAUGAUGACAGAAUAAGCAGAAGAGCA
Molecule: messenger RNA, 1155 nt
Organism: Botrytis cinerea B05.10
Lineage: Eukaryota; Fungi; Ascomycota; Leotiomycetes; Helotiales; Sclerotiniaceae
Exons: 1
Coding region: 285-1025 (246 amino acids)
Source: RefSeq, a predicted model, not a curated record